GAGGCGUCAAACACGGGGUUAGAGACAUAGGGACAACUGGAUUUCACAACUGGAUUACAAUGAAGUCAGAGCUCUGAAGGUGCUUACACGGAUAACAGUGACCUUUACUAGCUGUAUUUUCCAGUUUCUAUUCUUUAUGUAUUGCAUUUUGUUUCACUUAUGACACUGUGUUUUAUUUAUUUAUUUUUUAUGAGAAACUGGCAUUGUAUUCACACUUUGGCUGGUGAAUGAGUUUACAUGUUCACUUCAGGUGGAGCACUGUGGGAUAAGACUAGCUGUGUUCUUCUAAAACAUUUCCCGUCUGUCUCAUGAACUUUGGGCAUCAGCCUUUCCAUGAUCCUUUUUGUCUUAAUUGGGUGUCCUUAAUUUUGCCAUGACUUCCAAGAUAGUGAACUCUAACUCUACACCAGGAAAGCCCAGCACAAUGAACAACCUCCCAGACUGCACCGGUGCCGGCUUGGAUCUCAUUCAGAAUCACAUUGAGUUUCUGAGUAGUAAGAUGGACAGACUCAUAAACAUCCAAGAGAAGGUCCUCAACAGGCUGGAUGGAAUGUCUCAGAACAUUGAUGGUAUAGAAAGGGAUGUGGAAACUCUGAAGGUAGAUAAGGAGGAGAUCCAUAUUCCUGCCAAAGCCCUAACUCUACCCCCGGCCCUGACUGAGACACAGGGCAAGGUAGUGGUUGGAGAAGUGAAGGAGAUGUGUCAGGAGAUGAGCUCUAUCAUGACUGCAUUAGACCAGCGCUCAGAGAAGCAGGCUGAAAAGCUGGAUGGGAUGGAAAAGCUGGUCCUCAGCAUCCAGCAAGUCAUCAGAUUUAUCGGAGAGAAUGUGAAGAGCUCCCGGGUUAUGGAACUGAUGUUAAUGGGUCCUUCAGCACGCAAGGCCAAAGACAGUAAGAAGAGUGACAAGAAAACUACCUCUGCUAAAGCCAGUAAAGGGACUCAAGGGUUGAUAAGCCCUGCAUGUGAACCCAGACCCAGCAGCACCCCGGAGACCACUCACAGUAACAUCACAGCAAAAGUCCACGGACCAAAACAUUUGCUUGCAUCCCGCAGAUUCUGUGUAAACUUUCUGAAAGACCACAAGGGAAAGGAGGGGAAGGAGAAGUCUCGUCUGAACCCCAAGGGUCCGAAAACACAGAAGAAGAAGCCCCCAGACACAGCAGAUUCACUGAAGAAGCAGGCAUUACUGCAGGGGAAGGUUCAGAACCUAAACAGGGAGAAUGCAGAGAGAUCAUCUUCUGGUCAACUGCAGCUCACCACUGAGGACCUGGAAGCUGGAUCUGGUGGGGCCUCAGAGGAGUCAGGGUCAACGCAGGCCUUGGACUUCAUCCUUGAGGGCCCCGAGGCCCACAUUGCCAAUGAAGAGUUAUUGUCUGAUGAACAAGAGAGGGGAGCAGCCGAAGAUGAAUUUAAAGUGGAGAAGAUGACGGAAGAGGAGGCUAUAAAGGAGAAAGAAGAGCCUUUCAGUAAUUCCAAGGAGGUAGAUCAUGAGGAGCAGUUGAAAAUCACUGAAGAUGGAGGAGUGCUAGAGAGCGAGGGGGAGAAAGAGGAGGACACUCUAGACUCAUCAGAAGCUGAUGACAUGUCAGUUAAGGAUCUCCCUCCUCUCCCUCCCUCCCCAGAAGCUCCAGGGGAGACAGGCUUCCUUUUAGACAGUUUUGAAGAUCACAACAAAAGUGGCCCCUCUCCAUCUCUGGAGGAAACAGAAAAUGACCAGGUGAAAGAGAGCAACACCACCAGUAAGCGUAGGGUGACGGAGGAAGACCUGAAAGUUGAGGACCACAAGAAGAGUCGAGUAGAAGGAGGAGAAGAAGAGGUGGAAGGAAAGGAAGAGAAAGAGAUGCCAGAGGAUGAGGAUGAGAAACGGGGCAUCAUCAAAGUAGACCGAGUGGAUAUCUGUGUGGAGCUGAAAGAAAAGCUGGGCAAAGAGACGCUGUGUAUGGUUGCAGAAGAUACACAGUCUACUGGGGAACAGUUCUUCAUUGACAAAAGCCCUCCUCCUCCAGCUCCAUUCAACCAUCGGAUAGUGUCGGCCAAACCCAACCAGAUCAACAACUUCUACACCAUCAACAGAACUGAGGUUCUAGGAGGGGGUCGUUUUGGCCAAGUGCACAAAUGCAUGGAAAACUCCUCCGGUCUUACCCUGGCUGCCAAAAUCAUCAAAGCCCGGAGUGAUAAAGAGAAGGAGAUUGUCAAGAAUGAGAUUACAGUUAUGAACCAUCUGGACCAUACCAACCUGAUCCAGCUCUACGCCGCCUAUGAGUCAAGGAACGACAUUAUCCUGGUCCUGGAAUAUGUGGAUGGAGGGGAGCUUUUUGACCGGAUCAUUGAUGAGAACUACACACUUAUGGAACUGGACACAGUCGUAUUCAUCAGGCAGAUCUGUGAGGGCCUGCAGCACAUGCAUAAGAUGUAUAUCCUCCAUCUGGACCUAAAGCCAGAGAAUAUUCUAUGUGUGAGCAGAAUCACAAAUAAAGUCAAGAUCAUCGACUUUGGACUUGCCAGAAUAUACAAGCCCAGGGAAAAGUUACGAGUGAAUUUCGGCACCCCAGAGUUUCUGGCUCCCGAAGUUGUCAACUAUGACUUUGUGUCAUUCAACACUGACAUGUGGAGCCUGGGAGUCAUUACAUAUAUGCUUCUCAGCGGUCUGUGUCCCUUCCUUGGUGAUGAUGACAAUGAGACUAUGAACAAUAUCCUAGCCUGCCGGUGGAACUUUGAAGAGGCUGAAUUUACAGACAUCUCAGAGGAGGCCAGAGAUUUCAUCUCCAAACUACUCGUCGUCAAUAAAAAUUGGAGGAUGGGUGCCUCUGAAGCCUUGAGACAUUCUUGGUUGUCUGACCCAGUCCUCCAUCACCGUCUUCAUGAAAAGAAAAACAUGUGUAACCGCUCACGCCGGUCUUCAUGUGCACCUAUCACGGACAGUUGAGCAUGAAGACUUGACGGCGCCAGCUGUGGCCACUUGGACCAAGCCUGCCUUAUAUCAGCUGUAUAUCUAGCGGAGCUUACCUGUGUAAACACCUGCAGAACUACACCUGUAGAUCUAUUAGAGCUUAACCGUCUGUAAGAUUUAGACCUGUUGGAACCUUCCUGUCUGUAAAGUUUAGAUCUAUUGGAGCUUAACGGUCUGUAAGGGUUAGACCUGUUGGAACUUUCCUGUCUGUAAAGUUUAGAUCUAUUGGAGCUUAACGGUCCGUAAGGGUUAGACCUGUUGGAACUUUCCUGUCUGUAAAGUUUAGAUCUAUUGGAGCUUAACGGUCUGUAAGAUUUAGACCUGUUGGAAUUUUCCUGUCUGUAAAGUUUAGAUCUUUUGGAGUGUAACCGUCUGUUAGAUUUAGACCUGUUGGAGCUUAAUGGUCUGUAAGAUUUAGACCUUUUGGAGCUUAACUGUGUAAGAUUUAGACCUUUUAGAGCUUAACUGUCUGUAAGAUUUAGACCUUUUGGAACUUUACUGUGUGUAAGAUAUAAACCUGUUGUAGAAUCACUGGAGUUUACUACUUUAACAUUUGUAAAACCUCAGCCUGUAAUAGUACACUUUUUUUUUUUUGGAGCUAACCUGUCUGUAGUAUAACUAUCAGAGCUGUGUGAUGGAUGGACAAUACAUGUUUCUAGGUAUAAGUCAACAAUUAGGCAAAGUUAAUUGACUGUCAUACCUUUAGUCAAGUACUGUGAAAGUACUCUUCCCUGGAGGGUGUAAUGAAACCUGUUAUGCUACAUACUAUGUUAAUCAUCUACAUAACAUAGUAUGACACCAAAACACUAAAACUUGGUUUAAUUUGGUCAGGAAACUAGAUUCUUGAAAGUGUUUAGCUUCCUACUCACACAGCUUCACUGUUCUGUCAUGAGGGAAUCUAUUUUGACUUGCUCUAUUUCCGUAUCAGUUAUUCACAAUGCACCUCAAGGUUUAUGCUGUGAUGUGACACUGUCGCUGCUGUCUUGUUCAUUUUGUUUUGAAGAGUUCCAUAUUCAGUACUGUACCCCACCUUUCCUCUGGCUGUGUGUGUAUGUAAACCGAGGGAUUCCUCCCGUUUUAACUUGACUGAUCAACAAAUGUUGUGUUUGUAGAUAGUUUUUUUUUUUUGUAUUUGUUGUAAAUAUUAUAGUACAUAGUUAUAGCAUAUAGAGAUCAAAUUAUUGAGCUGCAUUUGGGAUUAACAAACUGUAGCACAGCCUAACUGGGUAUUUUUGUAGCGGCGCAUGCUCUUGAAUGUGACGUGCUGAAUCUUUGGAAAGCUGUGGAUUAAAUACACAAAAAAGGUAGUUCCGCCGCCACUGUGAUUUCUAAAAUAUGAUGUUUGCUUAAACCCUUGAAUGCAGACUUAUAUUAAUAUUUAACAGUUUUUCAGUGGCAUUAGUCUGAGAAGGCAUGGUUUAUCCUGUUUUUACUUUCUUAACAUUCAGUUGGUUGUUUUCAAUAGUUAUAUUGUAUGUUUCAUAAAGCAGUGUUUUUUUCUUAAAACAGACGGUAAAGAUUGUUCACAAAAAAUGUUAACAAGGUGAUUGGCUAAGUAAAGUAAAAAUGAACUCAUAAAAUCAAAGUCUGCAUCUAAGGGUUGAGUUCAUCAUACACACACUCACGAAAAGCCUACUUUCAAACAAGGUUAUUAAUACUGCAAAUGUUAUCUAUAUGUGUAUCUUCAUUAUAUUCUGUAUGUGCACUUUAUUGUUAUUUAUUAAAAUCAGAUUCAUUCAUCAUCUAGCUAAUUCUAGCAUUGAAGGACAAAUACUUUGUUGAAAGUUUUAUGUUUUUAUGCCUGUAGUUGUCUAUUAAUGGUUUAUUCAACUUUGUGUGUAUGAAAAAAAAUAUUUUUACUUUAUAUUAAAAUAUUCCAAGUCUUA
Messenger RNA from Esox lucius (northern pike), 4836 nucleotides. RefSeq names its product myosin light chain kinase family, member 4a (gene mylk4a). Bases 374 to 2926 code for a protein of 850 amino acids. The transcript is spliced from 15 exons. Gene Ontology annotation, biological process: protein phosphorylation; positive regulation of apoptotic process; intracellular signal transduction. NCBI's taxonomy places the organism in Eukaryota, Metazoa, Chordata, Actinopteri, Esociformes, Esocidae. Gene Ontology annotation, cellular component: nucleus; cytoplasm. The record is from RefSeq and is a predicted model, not a curated record. Gene Ontology annotation, molecular function: protein serine/threonine kinase activity; ATP binding.